Molecule: messenger RNA, 396 nt
Organism: Sparassis crispa
Lineage: Eukaryota; Fungi; Basidiomycota; Agaricomycetes; Polyporales; Sparassidaceae
Exons: 1
Coding region: 1-396 (131 amino acids)
Source: RefSeq, a predicted model, not a curated record
AUGGCUACCGAUGCUGGACAGUCCAUGAGGGAGGCUGCUGAGACCUUCAUCGAAGCACACAAGCCCGACCACACUCCGCAGGUAAGCAACAUUUCCCAACCCGCAUCACUGACCUAUGCCGCAGCAGCCAGCCAAGCCCUCCCCGCUACGCAUGCGCAGACCUUAGCCAGGGAGAAAACUCGUGCCUGCCAGGUCAUCGUCGAUGGAGCUACUUGCAAGCACGCUGAUGGCACAGGCCUGAACGAGGACGAACUCCUCGCCAAGGCAAACACCGCCAUCGACCUAAUGGGAGUGGCACGAUCAGAUGCCCCUCCGAACUUCAAGUUCAAGUCAGUCAACUGCAUGCACAACGGAGGAAUCACUUACACCUUGGACAGCCCAGAAUCAGCUAAGUGA